Molecule: messenger RNA, 2985 nt
Organism: Lolium rigidum
Lineage: Eukaryota; Viridiplantae; Streptophyta; Magnoliopsida; Poales; Poaceae
Product: pheromone-processing carboxypeptidase KEX1-like
Exons: 16
Coding region: 1-2985 (994 amino acids)
Biological process (GO): proteolysis
Cellular component (GO): vacuole
Molecular function (GO): serine-type carboxypeptidase activity
Source: RefSeq, a predicted model, not a curated record
AUGAAGAACAUUUCCUUCUUGUCCCAGCUGCUUCUUGUUUGCGUGGCUGCGCUACAUCUGCACACCCACGCAUCCCAGGAGGAUGCGCUGACAGCCUUCAUCUCAUCCAGGAAGAAUGGCGAGAUCAGCUCUUCCGGCGCGUUCAAAGCGCAUAACAUAGCUGACAGGGUUGCCAGCAGCCUGAAUGCUGCAAAGAACAGCUCCGCAGUCUCGCACAAGGCGGCUGAUAAGAUCCGGGCGUUGCCGGGCCAGCCACAGGGCGUCGACUUCGACCAGUACGGCGGCUACGUCACCGUCGACGAGGACAACGGCCGUGCGCUCUUCUACUACUUCGUCCAAGCACCUUCCUCCGGUUCUGCCGAAAAGCCACUCCUCCUCUGGCUCAGCGGAGGUCCAGGAUGCUCUUCACUCGGCUACGGGGCAAUGCAAGAACUCGGCCCCUUCCGUGUAUCGUCCCAGGACAACAAAAAGCUCAUCAGGAACCUGAACGCAUGGAACUCCGUGGCUAACGUCAUCUUCCUGGAGUCACCCGCCGGUGUUGGGUACUCCUACUCCAACACUUCUGCUGACUACGAUCUCAGCGGAGACCAAAGAACGGCUGAUGAUGCGUAUAUUUUUCUGGUGAAAUGGCUGGAGAGGUUUCCAGAGUUCAAGAACCGUGCGUUCUACAUCUCUGGGGAGAGCUACGCCGGCCAUUACGUGCCAGAGCUCGCAGCCACAAUCCUGCUCCAUAACACCUACAACAACAGGACCAUUGUGAACCUGAAGGGCGUCCUGGUUGGAAAUCCGUAUCUUGACGACAACAUUAAUAGUAAGGGGAAGAUCGACUUCUUCUGGGCCCAUGGGGUGAUGUCGGAUGAGGUCUAUGCUAAUGUCACCAAGCACUGCAACUUUGACAGCGCGGUGGAGACACCCUCUUCAGAGGCGGCAUGCAACGACGCUUUCGAUGUCUUCGAUAAAGGCGAAAUUGAUUCCUACAACAUCUACGCUCCAGUUUGCCUUGAAGGGCCUAAUGGAAAGUAUUACCCGAGUUCCAAUUUUCCUGGGUAUGAUCCAUGCAGUGAUAUUCCUACCGAAGCCUACCUCAAUGAUCCGGCAGUGCAGAAUGCUUUCCACGCUAGAGCGACAAAGUGGGAAGGCUGCUCGACCUUGCGUUGGAAAGAUGCGCCAAUGUCCAUGCUCCCCACCGUCAAAUUUUUAGUCGACAGCAAGCUUCCCGUUUGGAUAUUCAGUGGUGAUUUUGAUUCUGUGUGCCCGCUUCAUGCGACGAGACACGCUGUCCUAGACCUCGCCCUUCCGGUCACGACUCCAUGGCGUCCAUGGACAGCAAAGGAGGAGGUGGGAGGAUAUGUUCAGCAGUAUGCCGGUGGAUUCACAUUUCUUACUGUGCGAGGAGCUGGUCAUAUGGUUCCAUCCUUCCAGCCAGAGAGAGCCUUGAUAAUGUUGAGCUCAUUCCUCAAUGGGCCGCUACCAGGUCAGAGAUCAACAAUCAUCUCAUCAAAGAUGAAGACCAUUUCAUUUUUGUCUCUGCUUCUCAUAUCCCUGGCUGCGCUACAGAUGCACGCCAAUGCAUCCCAGGAGGCUCAGUUGAAAGCCUUCAUUUCUUCUAGGAAGAACAGCGCUAGCAGUACGGAUACAUUCAAAGUCCGUAACAUAGCUGACAGGGUUGCCGCCAGCCUGAGUACAGAGAGCUCUCUCUCUGACCAGAGUUCCCUGAAGGCAGCCGACAAGAUCACGGCGUUGCCGGGGCAGCCACAAGGAGUCGACUUCGACCAGUACGGUGGGUACGUGACCGUCGAUGAGGAGAACGGCCGCGCGCUCUUCUACUACCUCGUGGAAGCGCCUUCCGGUGCUGCAGAAAAGCCGCUCGUCCUGUGGCUCAACGGAGGUCCAGGAUGCUCAUCGCUCGGCUACGGGGCAAUGCAGGAGCUCGGCCCGUUCCGCGUAUCUGAAGACAACAAAACGCUCACUAGGAACGUGAACGCCUGGAACAACGUCGCUAAUGUGAUCUUCCUGGAGUCGCCUGCCGGUGUGGGAUUCUCCUAUUCGAACACAUCUUCGGACUAUAAUCUCAGCGGAGACGAGAGAACAGCUGAUGACGCAUAUGUCUUUCUGGUGAAAUGGCUAGAGAGGUUCCCGGAAUACAAGGGCCGCGCAUUCUACAUCUCCGGCGAGAGCUUCGCCGGCCACUAUGUGCCAGAGCUCGCCGCCACCAUCCUGCUCCACAACACCUACAACAACAGAACCAUCGUGAACCUGCAGGGCGUCCUGGUUGGAAAUCCAUACCUUGAUGCGAACAGGAACAUUAAGGGAGGGCUUGACUUCCUCUGGACCCAUGCAAUGAUGUCCGACGAGGUGUACCAGAAUGUCACUAAAAACUGCGACUUCGACAACCUGAAUGGUACACUCUCGGAGCCAGCAUGCCGUGGCGCUUUGGAUGGGUUCCACUCAGGUCAUGUUAGUGCCUACAACAUAUACGCUCCAGUUUGUCUCCGCGCGUCUAAUGGAGCGUACUACCCCAGCAGCUACUUACCUGGGUAUGAUCCAUGUAGCGACUAUCCUACCACCGCCUACCUCAAUGACCCGGCGGUGCAGAGCGCCUUCCACGCUAGAACAACUGAUUGGGCAGGCUGCGCAGACUUGGACUGGAACGAUUCGCCAAUGUCCAUGCUCCCAACAAUCAAAUUUUUAAUCGAGCACAAGCUCCCAGUUUGGAUAUUCAGUGGUGACUUUGAUUAUGUGUGCUCGCUUCCGGGCACGAGGUAUACUAUUCAAGACCUUGGCCUCCCUGUCACCACUUCAUGGCGCCCAUGGACUGCAAAAGAGGAGGUCGGUGGCUAUGUUCAGCAGUACUCCGGUGGAUUCACAUUUCUCUCUGUGAGGGGAGCUGGCCAUAUGGUUCCAUCCUUCCAGCCCGAGCGAGCCCUGACAAUGUUGAGCUAUUUCCUCCAAGGAGUGCUCCCACCUUACAUUGAGCAACAGUGA